This is a messenger RNA of Oikopleura dioica, 1167 nucleotides long. The record is from the annotation of a GenBank genome assembly. NCBI's taxonomy places the organism in Eukaryota, Metazoa, Chordata, Appendicularia, Copelata, Oikopleuridae.
AUGGCUAUUUGGAAUUCUAGUGGCGCUUUCAUUUUUUCUUUUAUACAGUAUCGCAGAUCUCUUUCAAGUUCGAAGAUUCUCCAUGAGCGAGAUUACAGGGAAGAAAUCGAAAUCACCGAAAUUUUCACUGCCCCAAAAACCGCUUCGAAAACCUGCCAAAAACCCGUCGAGGACAUCAUUUUCGUCAAAACCCACAAGACCGGCUCAUCAACUCUCCAGAACAUUAUCCGAAGAUUCGGAAUGAAGAAUAAUUUGCCAAUUGCCAUGCCUGUUUCUGACGGAAAUCGCUUCGAAUACCCUUAUUUCUUCAAAACAACUUUUAUUAAAAAACUUCCGUCUGGGCAGAAACCGCGGAUUAUUGCGAAUCAUUUACGAGCGUCGAGAGAAUUGUACGAAAUUUUUCCGGAGGCGAAGAGGAUCACAAUCUUAAGGGACAUACCGUCGUUGUAUGAGAGCUCUUUCGGCUACUUCCGGUCAAUAACCACUCCCUACAGAAAAGCUCAAUCCUUGGAAGCCUUCUACUCUUCUCCCGAAAGAUUCUGGAACGCAGACGAGCCAUAUGGAAACAAAGGAAAUGAUGUUUUCGCGCGAAACCAUAUGGCCUUCGAUCUGGGCAUGCCAUGGCUCAGUGAAAACAACGAGGAAAAUAUUUUGCAAGCGCUUGAGCAAACAUUUGAUUUGGUCUUGCUGACAGAUUAUUUCAAAGAAAGCAUGGUCCUUCUCAAGAAAGAACUUUGCUGGGAGUGGGAGGAUGUCCUAUUUUUCGUCACAAACGAACGAUCAGAAAAGCAGAAACUCUCACCGGAGCUAGAAUCGAAAAUGAGAAGCUGGAAUCAUUUGGACAACGCGAUCUAUGAACAUUUCAGCAAAGUUUUCUGGCAGAAAAUUGACGACUAUGAAGGAUUUGGAGAAGAUUUGAAGAUUUUGGAGGAAAAACUUGAUGAAGUUAAAAAGACUUGUUUGGAGAAAGAAUUUAUUUGUGAGGAAAAUGACCUUCAGUGUCAGUUUUCUUACGAUCAAGUCAAGAUCAAAAAUUAUCAGUUGUCGAAAGAAGGCGAAAAACUGGAGCUUUGUCGACUUAUGGUCAUGCCAGAACUUGAAAUGUCAAUAAAGAUCUUCGAGUCCCAGUGGACCGGCUGGUACGAUCUUUAUGACGGCCAGGUUUGA